Pteronotus mesoamericanus is the source of this 2654-nucleotide messenger RNA. RefSeq names its product MAM domain containing 2 (gene MAMDC2). The record is from RefSeq and is a predicted model, not a curated record. The transcript is spliced from 14 exons. Bases 122 to 2182 code for a protein of 686 amino acids. Gene Ontology annotation, cellular component: membrane. Lineage: Eukaryota; Metazoa; Chordata; Mammalia; Chiroptera; Mormoopidae.
GACUUCUCUCUCCCCGGGUCCCCGGUGCCCCCGCCUCCCACGCUCCUUCCAUUGGAAGCAGCUGGUCCCAGCGGGCUGGCAGCUUGCGCCCCUUUCCGGUCCUCCGCCCUGAAGAGCGACCAUGCUGUUAGGGGGCAUCCUCCUGGCAGUGAAAGCCCUGCAGCUUGCCGGUGCCUUGGACCAGCCCGCUGGCUCCUGCGCCUUUGAAGAGAAUACCUGUGGCUUCGACUCUGUGUCUGCGUCCCUGCCGUGGAUUUUAAAUGAGGAAGGCCAUUACAUUUAUGUGGACACCUCCUUUGCCAAGCAGGGAGAGAAAGCCCUGCUGCUAAGCUCUGACUUACAGGCUGAGGAAUGGAGCUGCCUCCGACUGGUCUACCAGAUAACCAUGUCUUCAGGGUCUCCAUCAGAUCCCAGUCGGCUGAAUCUCUACUUGAGAUUUGAAGAUGAAAGCUUUGAUCGCUUGCUUUGGUCAACUAAUGAACCUUCGGACAGCUGGCUCAUAGCAAGCCUGGAUUUGCAAAACAGUUCGAAGAAAUUCAAGAUUUUAAUAGAAGGUGUGCUGGGACAGGGAAACACAACCAGCAUUGCACUUUUUGAAGUCAAGAUGACAACCGGCUACUGUAUUGAAUGUGAUUUUGAAGAAAAUCAUCUCUGUGGCUAUGUGAACCACUGGAACCCCAAUGUGAACUGGUUUGUUGGAGGAGGAACCAGUCAGAAUUCCCACUCCAUUCUCCCGCAGGACCACACCUUCAAGAACGAACUGGGCCACUACAUGUAUGUGGACUCGGUUUACAUCAAGCACUUCCAGGAGGUGGCGCAGCUCAUCUCCCCGAUGACCACGGCCCCAAUGUCUGGCUGCCUGUCAUUUUAUUACCAGCUCCAGCAGGGCAAUGACAACGUCUUCUCUCUUUAUACUCGGGAUGUGGCCGGUGUUUAUGAGGAGAUAUGGAAAACCAACGCUCCAGAGAAUCCUGCCUGGAACCUCGCCGAAGUGGAGUUCAACGCUCCGUACCCCAUGGAGAUUAUUUUUGAAGUUGCUUUCAAUGGUCCCAAAGGAGGAUAUGUUGCCUUGGAUGAUAUUUCUUUCUCUCCUGUUUACUGCCAAAAUCAGACAGAGUUUCCUUUCAAUGCCUUGGCAGCAAGCUGCAAUUUUGAGGACGGUCUCUGCAACUUUUACCAAGAUAAAGAAGGUCCGGGUUGGACCCGAGUAAAAGUAAAGCCAAACAUGUAUCGGGCUGGUGACCACACUUCCGGCUUAGGAUAUUUUUUGCUGGCCAACACAAAGUUUACAUCUCAGCCUGGCUACAUUGGAAGGCUCUAUGGUACCACCUUGCCGGGAAACUUGCAGUAUUGCCUACGUUUUUAUUACGCUAUCUAUGGGUUUUUAAAAAUGAGUGACACCCUAGCCGUUUAUAUCUUUGAAGAGAACCACGUGGUUCAAGAGAAGAUCUGGUCCGUGCUGGAGUCCCCAAGGGGUGUUUGGAUGCAAGUGGAAAUAUCCUUUAAAAAGCCCAUGCCUACCAAGGUGGUUUUCAUGAGCCUAUGCAAAAGCUUCUGGGACUGUGGACUUGUAGCCCUGGAUGACAUUACAGUAGAAUUGGGAAGCUGCUGGUCUCCAGAAAAGCUUUCACCUGCACCUGGAGAGUGCACUUUUGAACAAGAUGAAUGUGCAUUUACUCAGGAGAGAAGGAACCGGAGCAGCUGGCAUAGGAGGAGAGGAGAAACUCCCACCUCCUACACAGGACCAAAGGGAGAUCACACUACUGGGGUAGGCUACUACAUGUACAUUGAGGCCUCUCAUAUGGUAUAUGGACAAAAAGCGCACCUCUUAUCUGGGCCUCUGCGAGGAGCCACCGGGAGACACUGCUUGACCUUUUUCUACCACAUGUAUGGAGCAGGGACUGGCCUGCUGAGUGUGUAUUUGAAAAAAGAAGGUGACAGAGAAGAAUUCCUCUUAUGGAGAAGAAGAGGUGAACAGAGCAUUUCCUGGCUGCAAGCACAGAUUGAAUACAGCUGUGAGAGGAAACACCAGUUAAUUUUUGAAGCCAUUCGGGGAAUGUCGAUAAGAAGUGAUAUUGCCAUUGAUGAUGUUAAAUUUCAAGCAGGACGCUGUGAAGAAAUAGAAGAUAUAACUCAGCAAUCAUCAGGAUACUCUGAAGAUUUAAAUGAAAUUGAGUAUUAGGAAAUGACCCGAAUUGGAUUAACUAAACAAAAGCCAUACCUCUUCAAUCAAAAUGAAAAAAAAGAAAACAAAUGAAUACUGGACAACCUUAACUAUUGAAUAAGUUAUGAAAUAACUUCAGAGCACUCUUCUUCAUUACUUUUGCAACAAAUACUGACUCAGGGCUUUUUUUUUUUUUUUUUCAUAUGACAACUGUCUCUAGAAGUACAGGCUGCUGGUUUUGCAUAGAUCAUUCACCUUAAUUUUGGUACCAGGUCAAAAUACAAAUGUACUAUAUAAUAGUCAUUUUUAAAGUACACAGAUAAAGGGCACAGUCAAAAUGAGAUGUGCUCACUUAAAUCUGCAUUCAGUGAAUGUAUAGGGAGGAGAAUAAGACUAUGGGUUUCAUUUUGAACUUCAAAUAUCAUAAAUAUUUUUAAAAAAUAAUGUGGGGUGUCAGUAAUAUCUGCAAAAUGAAUGCAGUUUUUAUGGU